AUGGACAUGAGUGUUGUUCUUCCUGAAGAGUGCUUAUCCCAGAUCAUCUCCCUUACAUCUCCCAGAGAUGCCUGCAGGUUAUCAGCAGUGUCUUCUUUUUUCAAAUCCAUUGCUUAUUCUGAUGCCGUUUGGGAGAGAUUUCUGCCCUCAGAUUACGAGGAAGUUAUGUCAAAUUCGGCCUCGUUGUCUCGAUUGAGUACUUGCUCCUCCAAGAAGGAUCUUUACUUUCAUCUCGCAAAUAAACCCAUCUUCAUCAACAGCAGCAAUAUGAGCUUUGGACUACAAAAAGAGAGUGGAAAAACAUGUUGCAUGUUUGGGGCAAAAGCAGGGAUUUCUGUUACAUGGGGAAGUAUAUCCUAUUGGACAUGGCCAUCUCUACCAGAAUCCAGGUUUCCUGAAGUAGCUGAACUAAAGCCUACUUGUUGGUUUGAAGUGAGGGGAAAGAUAGAGACUAAAUAUUUGUCCCCUGAAACCACCUAUGCAGCUUAUCUGGUGUAUAAGUUUGCUGACUCCAGAUAUGGAUUUGACACAAGACCUGUAGAGCUGUCUUUCUAUGUUGAUGGAAUGGAGGAGGAGGAAAGAAGUAAGGUAUUGCUGGAUGCUCAGGCAAGAGCACCGAACCUGCCUCAAGAUCGAGGAGAUGGGUGGAUGGAGAUUGAGAUGGGUGAAUUCUACAUAAAGCUUGGAGAAAAUGGAGGUGUAAUGUAUAGUCUGUUUGAUUUUGAUGGCUUCAGCAGGAAGCAGGGGCUGAUUAUAGAAGGAUUUGAGCUGAGGCCUAAAGGUGUCUGA
Messenger RNA from Mangifera indica (mango), 789 nucleotides. Its product is annotated as F-box protein PP2-B10-like. The transcript has 3 exons. Lineage: Eukaryota; Viridiplantae; Streptophyta; Magnoliopsida; Sapindales; Anacardiaceae. The record is from RefSeq and is a predicted model, not a curated record. Gene Ontology annotation, molecular function: protein binding. The coding region runs from base 1 to 789 and encodes 262 amino acids.